GAACCUUUAAGUAACAACCUCCAGAGAUGAAGACCAUCCUCGUGUUCGCCUGCCUUUCGAUGGCCUUGUGCCUGGCAGCUCCUGCCCAGGAAGCGGAGAUCGUCGAGCAGAAGUCGGAGGUCAACGCCGAUAGCUACAACUACAGUUUCGAGACUAGCGAUGGCACCAAGCAGGAGCAGCACGGCACGGUUAAGAACCUCGGACCCGAGGAGGAGGCCCUCCAGGUGGCAGGAUCCUACAGCUACGUCGGAGACGACGGGCAGACCUACUCCAUUACCUACGUGGCCGAUGAAAAUGGUUUCCAGCCGCAGGGCGAGCACAUUCCCCACCUUUAAAUCCUUUUCUGGAUGCUUUGCGAAAAAUCUAGUGACAGAUUUGUCCAGCAAUACUUUACACUUAGA
Drosophila ficusphila is the source of this 401-nucleotide messenger RNA. RefSeq names its product larval cuticle protein 65Ag1 (gene Lcp65Aa). Lineage: Eukaryota; Metazoa; Arthropoda; Insecta; Diptera; Drosophilidae. The transcript has a single exon. Gene Ontology annotation, molecular function: structural constituent of chitin-based larval cuticle. The record is from RefSeq and is a predicted model, not a curated record. Gene Ontology annotation, cellular component: chitin-based extracellular matrix. Bases 27 to 335 code for a protein of 102 amino acids.